GUGACUGACAGAUAAGGUCCUGCUCGGAAUCCUCCUCCAUCACCACCACCGCACUGCCCUCGUUGCCUACCAAGCUCCAUGCUUGUGUCCAUUUCCGUUUCCCUUUCUUCUUCUCACUGCUGCCCUUCUUUCCUCGUCUUUCUCCCUUAGAACCGCCUACUGUAUUUGCCUAUGGCUUCUGCUGCCUGUUCUUCUACCUGCAUUCCUCGCCCUGAGCUCUUGGGACGCUCUCAGUCCCUGUACAAUGGGAAGCCGCAUUUGAAACCCUGUAUUGAUGUCAGGGUUCUUGAUAUUUCUUCUUGUGGUGCUCCAAGGUCUCAGCAAAUAUUUCCCGGGAAAAAUGCAUUAAGACUAACUUCCAUAAAAGACAAAGGAUUGAGUUCUGUGUGGAAGCAUUGCUUUCAAAUACCAAAGAAAUCAUACUUGAAAGGAUGUUUUGAUGAAAUGCAACAUACAUUCCUUACUAAAGCAGUUGCUACAAUGGAACCAAACUGUUCCAGUCAAACUGAAAAUGGCUGCAGAUAUGGCUCCAAUCCAGAGUUGGGUUCUGAUUCAAAUCCUCAAGUUUUUCAAAGUUCAAUUGAUGUAUCUAUUGAAAUGGAUGACAGAGAAAAGUUGAGAAGAAUGAGAAUUUCAAAAGCUAAUAAGGGAAAUGUACCAUGGAACAAGGGACGGAAACACAGUGAGGAAACCCUUAGAAAGAUCCGGGAGAGAACUAGAAUUGCAAUGCAGGACCCCAAGGUCAGAAUGAAGUUAGUCAACUUGGGACAUGCCCAGAGUGAGGAAACACGAAUUAAAAUUGGAGUUGGAGUGAGGGAGGGUUGGCAACGACGACGACAAAAACAAAUGGUGCAGGAGAGCUGCUUGUUUGAGUGGCAGAACUUGAUUGCACAAACAUCUCGAAAGGGAUAUUAUGGUGAAGAUGAGUUACAGUGGGAUUCAUAUGAGCUCCUUGAUGAAAAGUUGAAACAGGAGUGGUUGGAGAGCAUUGAGAUGAGAAAAAGCAUGCCAAGGCCUAAAGGCAGCAAAAGGGCACCCAAAUCUGCAGAUCAGCGGAGGAAGAUUUCAGAGGCCAUCUCUGCAAAAUGGGCAGAUCCUGAAUAUCGUGCACGAGUUUGUGCUGCGCUGUCCAAGUAUCAUGGCACUACUUCUGGCGUUGAAAGAAAACGCAGAAGUAAGCCGAGUGGUGAGUCUGUGAAGAGGGAGCCGUUGAGGAUGAGAACUUCAAAAUCUAAAGAAAGCAAGUAUGAGGCAAAGAUUGUUAAGAAGACAACUAGGACGAGAAAUGCAACCCCAUCCUAUAGAGACCCAUUGGCCAGUUCUAAGUUAGAGAUGAUUAAGAAUAUCAAAGCACAAAGGGAAGCAAUGGAGAACAAAAAACGAGAAGCCACUGAGAGGGCGAAGUUACUGAUUGCUGAGGCUGAGAAGGCUGCUAAAGCUUUGGAGAUCGCCGCACUGAAAAGUCCUCUUGCACAAGCUUCGCUUUUGGAAACCAGGAAGUUGAUUGCCGAAGCCACAAAAUCCAUUCAAAGUAUUGAGAAUGGAAAGAUGAUAUUGCUGGAGAAGGCAGAGGAUGUAUCGAUCUCUGCAGGAGGAUUAGUGAACAAUUCUCAGCUCAGUUCUGGGCUCUCAAACAAUGACGACUUUUCAGUUGAGCAUGUAGUAAAUGGGAAUCCCAUCAAGAUGUCAAACGGACGCUUCAUUGUCGGCUCUCAGAGUGAGCGAAGUGAUGGUGAUCCGCGGAAAUAUGAAAUUGAAAAUGCAGAGUAUUCUUCUAUAGCUAAACCACAAUUUUCCUCACAUGAUGUGCAGAAAUUUCAUUCAGCUGAUCUACUGGCCAAUGCAUUCAAGUUGAAUGGCUCUAUGAGAUAUGAGAACCUGACAUCUGACAGUGAUGAGGAAACAGCCUCAGAUGUGAAUUCAGGUGAAACUAUAUCGGCAUCUGCAACAACCAAAACUAAGAAGUGGGUAUGUGGGAGACUAGUUGAAGUAGAAGAGAAUCAAACAACUAUCGGAGAGCAUGACUUUUUGGAGGCAUGACAGGUUACCAAUAAGCUCUCAAAUGUCAUGAUCUGUUUUUCUAGUUUGUCAUGGAUGAGGUCUAUUGAAGGUUAUGCUUUGAUCUUCAAUAUUUGUCUAAAAAUCUAUUGAUCUUUGUAAUAUAUUGCCAGUAGCCAGGCACUAGGUAGAAUUCAUGGUAGACUGAUGAAAUCUGCAAAAGCUUGUACUCCCAAAGUUGUAGGCAUCCAUCCUCUCGGACAAUUGUCCAUGUUUUGAGUUUGAGUUGAAAGCUUCACUUUUGAAACUGCUACUUGUCACCUUUUCUAAAUAGGUCAUUCACAUAUA
Dioscorea cayenensis subsp. rotundata (Guinea yam) is the source of this 2346-nucleotide messenger RNA. RefSeq lists its product as uncharacterized. Gene Ontology annotation, molecular function: DNA binding. The transcript is spliced from 7 exons. The coding region runs from base 172 to 2040 and encodes 622 amino acids. The record is from RefSeq and is a predicted model, not a curated record. Lineage: Eukaryota; Viridiplantae; Streptophyta; Magnoliopsida; Dioscoreales; Dioscoreaceae.